This is a messenger RNA of Nezara viridula (southern green stink bug), 1026 nucleotides long. The record is from the annotation of a GenBank genome assembly. Lineage: Eukaryota; Metazoa; Arthropoda; Insecta; Hemiptera; Pentatomidae.
AUGAGGAUUUGGAAAAAUUUAAGAAUUUUAAGUCAUGGUGUGUUUGGUUUACGAAAUUAUAACAGAAAGAUACUUCAAGAUGAACUAGCUGUAUGUAACUAUUGUAAAGAUGCAGGUUCUCUGAAUCAAGAAACCGUCCCUCUGUUUUUCAAUGAAAAUGUACAAGAAUUAUUAAAGAAAAUAGUGAAAAUUGAUUAUGAUAAAGUCUUUAGAACAAAGAAAUUGGAAAGGCGCCUAGCUACCCCUGAAUUCACAUUUAUGACUGAUGCAGAACUUGAAGAGGCUAAAAAAAAGGCAGAAUACAAAGCUCUAAGGAAAUUACAGAUGCCACCUAUUCUUCCUCCUCGUAAACAAAUAAAUCAUGUCUAUGUUGUUGACAAAAAACUGGAAGGAUAUUCUACUGCCAAGUAUCUUUUCACAGAUAUUAGUUUUGGAAAAAAUGAUCGUAAGAGACAUAUAGUUUUAAGAGAUGUAGAUGGGACACUAAGGAAAGCUACUUGGGAAGAAAGAGAAAAGGCUAAUCAAAUUUAUUUUCCUAGACAUGGAAGAAAACUGAGAAUACCAAAGAUGUUUCAGGCUGAGUACUUUGAAGAAGUUCUUUCUAAACAAUGGUAUGAGUUUAUCCUUGAUCGAGCUUGCAUUCAAUUUGAGCCAGAUGAUCCUCUUUAUAUUCAUAUAACACAAACUACUUAUGAUAAAACAGCUGAAACUGGAAAUUUCAAAGAGUUGGAAUCUACUAGACAUUACGGACCCUUGAUUUAUCACUUGACUGAAAAAGAGAAUCUGUCGUCUCUGUUUAUUUAUUAUCUAAAUUCAGACAGGUUGGAUGAUGUUGUGGAUGUUAUUAAACUUCAUGCAAUAAUUCAUCCUGAUAAAAUUUGUUCUGUAGAGUACAAAGCUGGUGAAGAAUUCACUCUGGUUAAGGCCUUCAUUACUGAAUUCUACUCUCAGAAGUCUGAUUUGAUGUUAACUCUUAAGUCUUAUGAAGAUUACAUCACUAAACCUAAAUCGCAAGCUGUGGUCUAA